GGACCGCGACAGGGGGGCGCUCUGCCCAGCGCGGCCGCUCCUCUCGGUGGUGGCCGGAAGUGGAGCGGUCGCCGUGGCAACGCGGCUGUGUUUACCGGCGGGCGCGGGCGGCCCCGGGGUGGUGUCUUGGGAAGCAAUGGCCACAGCAGCUCCUCUGAACCCAGUACCACUUCCCUGCUGCUUCCGUUCCAGCACGGCGGUCUCUGUCUUUCAGCCAAACGCCAUCACCAUGCACAUGACCCGGCCAAAAUCUGCCAAGGGACGCACAAGGACGGCUUUCAAUUACUCUGGGACCACGGACACCUAUCCUUGUGGAGUGCCAUCAUCGCCAGCAGCUCCGCAUGACUUACAGAGCAGCCGGAGAGCAUCAUCCACCAAACCAGUGUUCCUCUCCGGCCAGGUGUCCCCGGAGGAGAUCCCCGAGCUCCUGCAGCAGGUGCCGUUACGGAGCUCGUCCUCCCUGAACAAAUACAGGGUGCUCCCCUCCAUCGGCCGAAAGGGUGCAGGAGGUGCAGCGGAGCAGAGCGACCAUCUGGGAGCGAGCUGGGGGCAGGAGGAUGCUCCGAAAACAGCAGCUCCUUCUGGAGAGCGAGGGUCUGCCCGCAGGCCGUCACAAAGCCGUGUCCCUAAUGAGGAAGGCUCAUGUGCUCCCGAGAAGCCGGGAAGGAAAAUGAGGCAAGAGAGCCCUUUGUUGUCGACUCUCAGUUUGGAAGAACCGCCGCAGAAAGAGUCGUGUUUGCUGCUUGCUAUUCGGUCUCCCUCCGGCCAACGAUUUGAACAUCACUUCAAGCCCACAGACAGUCUCCAGACGGUCCUUGCUAUGGCAGAACGCCGAACAGCCACCAAAUAUGAACACUGCAACAUUGAAACCAUGGAGGUGCCCAGGCGGAGCUUUUGUGACCUCAGCAGGUCCUUGCAGGAGUGCGGGAUCCCCCACAAGUCCGUGCUGUGCAUCCGGCAUGCCGAGCAGCAGGACGCCGACCUGUAGGCAUGGGCUGUGCUCCAGAGCAGCCUGGCCUCCUUCAUCUUCCUAAAAGCUCCCUUGAAGCAGACUCGUGGAUACCAAAAGCACGGGUAGAAGUGCUACUUCCAGGGUAUCCACCUAGACCGGCUGCGUGGGUAGUGUCUAUUUUCCACAAGUUCCUUCCUGAGUGCCACCAACUUUGGCUUUCGAAAUGGACGGUUUCCUUCUUUGACGUUUGUUCUGUUCUCGGAGCAGGAAGCUGCUUCUGUGUCCUCUUCUCUGUUUCAAGAAGGUGCCACUUCCCAGAAGGGAUCAUGCGUCCAGGAAGACAGGAGCAGAACUGUUUUACUCCGUAAAACUCAGCUGGAUUGUGGUUGUAUUGGUGAGCAGUGGGAUUUCUCCUCAGUUUUUCUUUUCUUGUCCAACAGCCGGGAGUUAAGAGGAGCUGGGUAGUCAAGGUGGGAUGCUGCAAAAUGCUUCAAUGCUUUUACACUGAAAUGAGUUAGUCCUCGGGCCCAGCAAGUGCUGCUGUGGGGGUUGUUUGGGUUGUUUUGGUUUUAAUUUGGUAUUAAUUGGCUUUGACUGAGGAAGUGGCCCCCCUUGUAGUUUGUUUUACUGAACCAAUGUGGCCCUUGCAGAGUUGUAUUGUCAAAAAUGGUGAGCAGGGUAACUAGGGUGCAUUUGUGCUAGAAAAAUGGACAGCUUGCCACACAGCUGGGCUCAUUGUAUAAUAUUGUGGGGCAAAACCCAGGUUUUCAGCUCAGCAGAAUCACCAGAGCUGCUCACAAGAGCAACAACAGCAGAAAACUCAUUCUGGUGUUGACCAAGAAUGUUGAAUUUCGUUCCAAAGUCAGUGUUCCGGGGUGCAGGUCUCUGCUGCAGCUGUUGGUAAGCCAGCUGAAGCAAUCCCAGCGUCUCCAGGGCGAGCAGGGGUGCUUUGAUCAGACCUUCCACAGCUGCUCUGUUAUAUUUGAAGCAGCUUUGAGAACGUGGACGGCUCAGGACCGCUGAUGCGGGUGGUGGGAGAGCAGCACAGCAGUGUUAGCACGCAGGGACCGGUCUGCGUACACGGCCUCGCUUCUGCUUUCCGAAUAUUUUCAUCCUGUGUGAUGGUAAAAUCAAUAAAACCUUUUCAGCUAAAAUCUGAA
Molecule: messenger RNA, 2112 nt
Organism: Numida meleagris (helmeted guineafowl)
Lineage: Eukaryota; Metazoa; Chordata; Aves; Galliformes; Numididae
Gene: UBXN10
Product: UBX domain protein 10
Exons: 2
Coding region: 137-988 (283 amino acids)
Molecular function (GO): protein binding
Source: RefSeq, a predicted model, not a curated record